Molecule: messenger RNA, 2070 nt
Organism: Rotaria sp. Silwood1
Lineage: Eukaryota; Metazoa; Rotifera; Eurotatoria; Philodinida; Philodinidae
Source: the annotation of a GenBank genome assembly
AUAUAUAUAGCUGUCAGCGUCCAAACUGAGAUUAUGUCCAAUCUCAGAUCCGAGAUUGGACGUGUUCAAUGUUGGAUUGACGCAAUUCUGUUCACUAAAAUAUCAAUAACUUUUUUGAUAGACGUUGGAUUCGAACUAUGUUUUGAAAUUAUGUUCGCACAAUGCCGUUUCAAGUUUUACAAGCAUUUAGGAAAAAGUUAAAAUUAGACUAAAAAAUUUAAUAAAAAAUUUUCACGAUAAAUAGUUAUUGAUAUUUUAGUGAAUAGAAUUACGUCAAUCCGACAUUUGCCUAGGCCAAUCUGAGAUUGGACGUAAUCUCAGUUUGAACGUUGACAGCUAUAUACAUACAUUUUUUUUUAAUAUUUAAAUAUUUGACAAUCUUUAAGAAAUAUUUUCAAUAAAUAUUCGAAUCUAAUGUCCGUUUCAAAAUAUAAUGCGUCCCACUUUUUUUUGAAUAACUCAAGAACGCAAUCAGCUAGAGAUCUGCAGUUUUCACCAAUCGAAAGAAGAGACAGGGGGACGUCUUUUUCUCCAAUAUUAUAUCCGAUAAAAUCAUUUUAGAAUCAGUCAUUUCUGCAAAACAUUGCAAAAAUGCAUGAAAACGAAGCGGCAUUCUGAAGAAAUUUUUGCUUUUGACAUGUGAUCUAGAUAGAGGGACUUCGGAUCUAUACUUCAGGAUAUAAUUCGAAUGAUUAUCUUACCGCAUCCUAACGUUUAGCAAAUAAAAUCGUCUAUUUACUCGCAAUAAAACUAUCAAUUUCUUCACUUUUUGUCAAAACUUCAUCUGAAUGACAGACCAUUGUUUCGAUGUUAUGCAGAAAUGACUGGUUUCAAAAUGAUUCCGUCUGAUACGAUAUUGGAAAAAAAGACGCCCCCCCUGUCUCUUCUUUCGAUUGGUGAAAAUCGCAGGUCUCUAGCUGAUUGCGUUCUUGAGUUAUUCAAAAAAUAGUGGGACGCAAUCUAUUUUUAAACGGACAUUAGUAGAGAAAUUCAAUACGAAUGAUAGAUUCGAUCGAGGAUUUAUAUAUAUUAAGUUUUUUCAGUAGAGAAAAAACUUUUUUUUAUUUUAUUUUGUUUUAAAAAUCUCUACUUAUCCAAUUUCUUUGAUAAUACAAUCAUAGUUAAAUAUUUUGAAAAUAAUUUUAUUUAUUCGUUGUUUUUUUCUUAUAUAAAUCCUAAACAAUAGGAUUAUUGGCUGAUUAGAAAAUUGAAGAUUAGGUAGAUAAGAAUAUAUUUUCAUUUUCUAUAUAUAUAUUUACUUAGAGAUGACCAAAGGUUCUAAUCCUUAUCAUCAGACAAGGUAAUCUAUUCAGGCACAUUGAAUGAAAUAUAGCAAAUUAUGUUUUCAUAAAACAAUGCUACGUAUAUAAGAUUUUAACUCGUCAUAAACUCUACAAAAUCAUAUGUGAGAAAAAAUAUUCUACAAAUACUUUCGACUAAUAUCAAUAAGCACAAUGUUCAGUAACAUAUACCAUGCUUAGCUAUCGGUAUCGAAUAGUUGCCUAUCAAUAAAUUGACUUGAGUUCCUUUAAAGUUUUAUGAAAUUCUGGUUUACUAUAUCUCAUUCGCAAAGUAAAUAUGUUUGUAUAAAUUUUAUUGAGAUUAUGUUAAUUUAUUCUCUUAAAUAAAUAUAUAAAAAAAAUAAUAAAACUAUUUAAAUUUUAGUGGUGAACAAGCUCGUCUACAACGAAUAGCUCGAUUAAUAAAUAAUUUACCUGAUAUAAAUUUUUAGGUAUUUGUAUUGGAUGUAGUAUAUUAUAUGGUAAAGAUCAAUCAUCAUCCCAACAAUCGAUUUCAAAUUCUUAUGCAGCUGCUUCAACUAUUCUUGAACUUAUGAUUAUUCAUCAUAAACAAUUAUUUACAAAUUCUUCUCAACAAGAACAAACGUCGAAAUCAUUUAAAUAUAUUCAAAGUACACCAGGAUAUCCUCAACCAUCUCCUGGAACACAUCGAAAAAAUAAAGCACCUCGUCCACCAACAUCAUCUUCAAUUAAUCAACAAACAUCAGUUGAACAAGUUAAUUAUGAAAAUAUUUCAUCUGAUUUUAAUUUAAAUAAGAUAAACAAAUAA